ACGGUUUAUCAAUUUUUAUUUCAAGUUCAAAUCAAAUCUUUAAAGGAACUUUAUGGAAAAUCUGUAGAUAAACAUUUGAUAAUUUUUGAAUCAAACCAUAGUAUGGUAAUGCUAAUAGACGCAAAUAAUUUUAUCAAUAUAAAACACAUUUUCAACGAUACGUCUCAUGUAUUGUGGACGGAAACUGAUAGAUUCGGUAUUAGGAAAUGGACCGAUUUGACAAAAUGAGAUAAUAAAUAAGAUAAUAAAAAAUAUAUAUGUACUUAGCAGCAGAGAUUAUGCAUUCAGUGAUGAGUAGAAAGAAACCCCCGACAAUACGUAGAUAACGAGAAUUGAUGCUUCAUUUAUUGCGUUGAUUACAUACCUACCACAAGUAUAAAAGCAUCGUCAAGCUGGCUAAUUAUCAAUAAACACAAUUCGAACGUUGAAAAAACUGGAAGCUCAAGAAGCUUAAGAAAUCUUUUAUACACACCUACAAAUUUACGCUCACAAACAAAAUGAACUUCAACAAGAUCUUCAUACUACUGGCUGUCUUCGUUGCCGUCUUCGCUGGACAAACCGAGGCGGGAUGGUUGAAAAAGAUUGGCAAGAAAAUUGAGCGUGUUGGUCAACAUACAAGAGAUGCCACCAUCCAAACCAUUGCUGUGGCGCAACAAGCAGCAAAUGUUGCGGCAACAUUGAAGGGAUAAACUGAAAAUGUUGAAUAAGUGUGGAAGGUCUUGCAACAACUAUCUGAUAGCUAAUAUAAUUCAGAUUAAGCUUAUUUAUUUUGUGACUGAUUAAUGGAGAUUAAAGUAAAAGUAUUUCAAUAAAAGAAUUAAAACAAAAAAUAUAUA
Zeugodacus cucurbitae (melon fly) is the source of this 836-nucleotide messenger RNA. RefSeq names its product cecropin-1-like. Bases 498 to 689 code for a protein of 63 amino acids. Gene Ontology annotation, biological process: defense response to Gram-positive bacterium; defense response to Gram-negative bacterium; antibacterial humoral response. The record is from RefSeq and is a predicted model, not a curated record. The transcript is spliced from 2 exons. Gene Ontology annotation, cellular component: extracellular region. Lineage: Eukaryota; Metazoa; Arthropoda; Insecta; Diptera; Tephritidae.